Physcomitrium patens is the source of this 1726-nucleotide messenger RNA. RefSeq names its product tetraspanin-8. Gene Ontology annotation, cellular component: membrane. Gene Ontology annotation, biological process: auxin-activated signaling pathway. Lineage: Eukaryota; Viridiplantae; Streptophyta; Bryopsida; Funariales; Funariaceae. The record is from RefSeq and is a predicted model, not a curated record.
AUGGCCCACAUGGAACAAUUCUUUCACGCGCCCGCUGGACCUGCCGCAGUGACUUGACUUUCAACCACGGCGCAGAUUGUCCGAUGAACUCGCUCUCACCAACCAAACUCGUUGCCGACAACCAUAGAUCCUAGACUUGCGGAGAUGGUGACUGGUUCAUCCAAAUCCACGGUGAUGGUGUAAUUAGGGGAAGAGUCUCUGAAAUUGGGACGCGAUUGAAGACCUAGUCGCCGAGUUAAAAAAAACACGUUCCGCGUUGCCAAGGGCGAUGUGGGAGGCAGCUUCCAGGAGCGGGCGGUUGUGGUUACUUGGCCCGACUAUUACUGAAAACCAGAGUUAUAGACGAUCGACAAGCUCCGUUUUUGUAUCAUGCGCCUUGAUUUUGUGAAGUCGCACAAGAGAGCUAGAACAGAGGCGACGACUUGCACGCCGGACUGCUUCAGGGCGUUAUUCGACAAAGUGUGUUGAAGACCUAGCCAGACACCAUGGGGUGCAGCAAUGGACUUACGGGGUUUCUGAAUUUGUUAACUUUCUUACUUUCCUUACCGAUCAUUGCUCUUGGGGCAUAUCUCGCGAAGACGCAUGAUUCAACUUGUAUGCGCUUCUUGCAGUAUCCGAUCAUAGUUAUUGGAGUGUUCAUGCUGCUCAUGUCCCUCGCUGGCAUGAUCGGCGCUUGGUGCGACAAGAAGUUUCUCCUACUGAUCUACCUCUUCUUUAUGUUUAUCCUGAUUGUUCUGCUCUUCUGCUUCACAAUCUUCGCAUUCGUGGUGACGAAUUCCGGCGCCGGAAGUGCGGUCUCUGGGAAAGGAUAUAAGGAGUACCGACUUGGUGAUUAUUCUAAUUGGUUGCAAAAGAGAGUCGACAAUCCAUCUACCUGGGAGAAGAUCAGAAGCUGCAUACAGGACUCUAAAGUGUGCAGCGACUUGGGCAAAAAGUACACCACAGAAACUGAUUUUAACAAAGCCUCUCUUACUCCUCUCGAGUCUGGAUGCUGCAAGCCGCCAACGGCAUGCGGUUACAAAUUCGUGACCCCCAUAGAGUGGACGGGAACUAAUUCGACUGCAGAUGCGGACUGCGGAACUUGGAAAAACACCCCUCAAGAAUGGUGUCUGGGUUGCAAUUCCUGCCGAGCUGGAGUUUUACAGAAUGUGAAGUCCAACUGGCGUAGGGUCGCCAUUGGCAACAUUAUUGUGCUGGUUUUCCUCGUCAUUGUGUAUUCCUGUGGAUGUUGUGCAUACCGAAACAAUAAGAGAUAUGACAAGGGCUAUGCGUAAGCAAACUUGAAGAGGCAGCCAACAACGCCAUGGAUAAGUGCCUUGAAAGACAAGUGGGGACUACCUGAAGUUAUUGUGAAUACAAAAGAAGGUGUUGAUGAAGACAUCAUAUACAUCUAGAACCAGAUGUACUAGACUCUUAGGGCAACGCGGAUGAUAUUCUUACUUGCAGAACUUAGAUAGGUUACCGGCUGGUUUUAGUGUUUAUUAUUUCUAGCUCUUUACUUUGCUCUCAAAAAGUUGAGAUCAUUCAGUGGUUUGAAGGUUGAUGAAAUCUUGGAGUCAAAUUCAUGCAGCACCCACAAAGGGCUGUAAGUGUUGGGACUGGUUCACAUACUGUUGCACAAGUGAAUGUUAAUUCUAUCACUUGUGCCACUACUGAGAAACCAUGAUAUAAGCUUAUUGUUUUUUUUUUUAAUUUUUUUUAAAAUUUUAAGUGUGUGUGUUACAAA